UUGAUAAGAAUUACCAACUUUUUGAGAAUUAACUGUAGACAAGAAUAUUUGUAGUACAAAAAGUGUAUGUUGAACUGAUUUACAGAAAAAGAAUAAAAAGUGCGUAAAAAAAAUAAAACUUGAUAUCCUUAGCUUGCUGAUAAGGAAAAUGAAGGUGAUCCAAUUGGCUCAGCCAUUCGUCGUCCCUACUUUUUGCCAUCAUCUGAAGCCCAGAGCUGUUUCCAAGCAUAACCAUGAUUCCACCAUUUCGUUAACCCUCAAGAGGAAAGCAGCAGAGAUAUCCCCAGACUUGAAAGGAACUUGUUUAUUCCUUGUUGGAAUAAACAGCUCCAUCAAAUCUAACUCCGCUCAACUUCUUGCAGACGCUCUGCGCUAUUAUUAUUUUGACAGCGAUAGUGUUGUUGAACAAGCUUUGGGAGGAAAGGAUGCUGUCAGGUCGUUUAUGAAGACAGACUUGAAGGGAUUUCGUGAUUCGGAGACGGAGGUACUGAAGCAGUUGUCAUCCAUGGGUCGCCUUGUUGUUUGUGCUGGGAAUGGUGCAGUUCAGUGUGCAGCAAAUCUGGCGCUUAUGAGACACGGCAUAUCAAUAUGGAUCGAUGUCCCCUUGGAUAUGGUAGCCAAGCAGAUUGUGGAGGAGAAAUUUCAACUUCCUGCUGCUGAAGCAAUAAAUGGAUCAUAUUCCGAGGUGUUGACUCAAUUAACUGCUAUUUAUGAAGAUAGCCGUAAUGGAUAUGCUACAGCUGAUACAACUAUUGCACUACAGAAUACUGCUUCUCGGCUAGGCUAUGAUACACUGGAUGCAGUGACCACAGAAGAUAUGGUUUUGGAGACUCUGAAGGAGGUAGAGAGAUUGAUGAGAUCAAAAAAGUUGAUGGAAGAAGCUGCCAGGCCAUUUUAGUUUCAUUCACCACCAAUAGCAAUUAUUUUGUUGCAGAAUCAACAUUUAUUGUUUGGAGCCGUAAGUGCUGAGCUGAAGUUGGCGAAUGAUGGCAAUACUUGAUGCUCUUGCAGUAUUGUGAGAGAGGCAUGUAUAUUGUAAAUGUUGUUCACUUAAACAUCAGAGCUACCCAGAAAACUCCCUCCUCUAAAUCUUUGUCCACCAAAAUGCAAUCAGACAGAGAUGGAUGGGUUCAAUAAUUUUAAAUAUAUGUGAAAUUCUAGUAACCUUUCAACAAAUAUCAAACUUUAAACCCAUGUUUCAAGGGGAAAAAUUUAAAAGGCUGGGUCCAUCCAAUUUGUUUAGUUGAUAGUUCUUUGAUGAUCGUGGAGCUUUUUGAUCCCCGGAUGUACAUUU
This is a messenger RNA of Solanum pennellii, 1294 nucleotides long. Its product is annotated as probable inactive shikimate kinase like 1, chloroplastic. The record is from RefSeq and is a predicted model, not a curated record. Lineage: Eukaryota; Viridiplantae; Streptophyta; Magnoliopsida; Solanales; Solanaceae. Gene Ontology annotation, cellular component: chloroplast. The transcript is spliced from 11 exons. Bases 149 to 898 code for a protein of 249 amino acids.